UAUGUAGAUGAAAAUAGCAGUUCACAAUAACUAUAUCGUCUCCGUACUGGAAAUGGCUGGAGCGCCUAAUUCCUCAGGUCGGCUAUCAACGCAUCAGAUUUCUAGGGUUUUAACUUCUGCACAAGGAAGAAGGGAAAGUGGUCGAAGGCUACUCCAUUAAUGCUCUAGGGUUUCGACUUUCUUUGACUGGGAAAGAAUUUGAGUUGAGCGCUUUGUCAAAUCAACUCAUGCAGGGUGUUUCAGUGAGCUCCUUAGCAGCCUUGGCAAGUGGUGGGAGCUGCCGAGCAGUUUCUUUAUUCAAAGAUUAUUUGAAGCUUUUAAAUAGGAGUGGCAUAAAUCCUAUGGUUGAUGGCUCCUGCUUUGGGCGUCAAUGCAUGCUGAGGUUAUACUCAAUAAACACUAAUAGAGCCAGGAGGCUGGAUUCAAGGAUCGGAGCUACAUGGUUGUUCAGUGGAGGUGGUAAAAAAAUGGAUGCAAGCAUAGAGCGUAGUGAAGCAACUAAUGAGGAGAUUGUAGUAUUCUUUUUUCAGUUGGACUUAGAGACUCGGAUACAGUAUGCUCUAAAUACAGAACAAUUUGAUGUCGCACAACAAUUAAGAAACAAGCUUAAUGAGGUUGAAACGGAAAUAAUUAAACAGCAAGAAGCUAAAAGGGGAUCCUCAAGAAGUGAGGCUCAAGACAAAGCAUUAAACUUAUUACGAUUGCGUGCAGACCUUCAGAAAGCUAUUGAUAAUGAAAAGUAUGUAGUUGCCGCAAAGUUGCGGGAUGAGAUCUCAAAGCUUGAGGUUGAAUCUUUGGCUGCAUCUGCAAAAGCUUUAGCUUAUGAGAAUGCUCAGUAUGCAUAUCGGUUGGGUGAGAAAGUAAGGCACAAGAUAUUUGGCUAUCGUGCAGUAAUUUGUGGCAUGGAUCCUAUAUGCUGUGAAUCAAGUUCCUGGAUGGGGAUUGCAAAUGUUGAAAAGUUAUCUCAAGGGCCGAACCAACCGUUUUAUCAGGUUUUGGUUGAUGUUCAUGACGACCCAAACUUGCUUGUUGCAUAUGUUGCAGAGGAGAAUCUCAGUGCCACUGAAAAACCAGAUUUGACUAGAUUUGAUCAUCCAUAUGUUUCCUUUCUGUUUUAUGGCACCGAUACAACCGGCGACUUCAUCCCUAUAAAGCAACUACGAGAGAAAUUCAGCAGGCCUCGCCAUGAAGUUCCCUCCAUGGAUACACAAGAUGGAAAUGAAGAUGACAAUAUAUAGGCCUGAGGGAAGGUGUAGGGUAAACUUGUUCUCUAUUUCUGCAAAUCUGCCUUUGGUAGAUUGAAUAGAAAUGUGAAUGUUGUUGUUAGACACUAAAUGAGGUAACAUAUAUGAUUGUUUCUUACCAGCUUAAUUAAAAUGUGUUAAAUAGCUUUAAACAA
This is a messenger RNA of Dendrobium catenatum, 1399 nucleotides long. RefSeq names its product clp protease adapter protein ClpF, chloroplastic. NCBI's taxonomy places the organism in Eukaryota, Viridiplantae, Streptophyta, Magnoliopsida, Asparagales, Orchidaceae. The transcript is spliced from 11 exons. The record is from RefSeq and is a predicted model, not a curated record. Bases 228 to 1238 code for a protein of 336 amino acids. Gene Ontology annotation, molecular function: protein binding; DNA binding.